UACAUUUUUAUCAGCGCUGGAAUAUGAAACCUCUUCCUCUCUCGGGCGUGAAUUCAGAAGGAGUUUCCCAUUUAGCUUCAAUUGAAGAUUUACUUUGUCCUCCUUUCACUCUUCUUACAGUUCGCUUUAUUUAGAGGAGACUUUUGAAGCUCGGUUGGAGCAGGAACUGAAGUCUUUGCUGUGGUUUUGGGGAUAUGCUAUGCUCGCCAAGUGAUCCAGUCGUGAAUGGGACGGCGGUGAUGUGACUGGUCAAAUGCAACCGUUGUACCUCUUGACGGGCAAUUGAAUUGAAGUGCCCCAGAAUUAUGCAGCGGCAGAUCCGAAGGAUAUCACACAGACACACGACCGGGUUGCCAUAAGCCCUGGGGACACGGGCUUGACGUGAUCGGCGUGUUGCCGUGACUGUUGUUUCUUGAGCGAGUGCCAGCCAAAUGCAGUGAGGGUGCCGUGUGCCGUCGACAUGUGUGUUCGCCAAGCACUGGCGCACUGUCGCCGGUUGAAAUGUUCUCAUCCUUUAGUGUUGGUGGCGGCGAUCGCCGUGUGCUUGGUUUACCCAUCACUCACGGUCUUUCGACUAAGAGCGAGCAGCGUUAUCCCCCUUGGGCUGAAGUUGAGCUCCUGGAAUAAGUCAACACACGUCCCGUUAAAUGGGCAGGAAUCUGACAGGGAUCCUAAUUGCGUUUCUGGACCCGCUGCACUUCAAACCCUAAUCGAGAUUGAACCCUUAAAAUCUAAAGCCUUCAACAAUCGCAAGAAAACUGUUGUCCUACGAGGAUAUAAUUCCAUUAGUUCAUCUGACCUUCGAUUAUAUCAGCAAAUUUUUGUACAAUAUGGUUAUGAGCUUGUCCUAUCACCCCAAGUUGGAGGCUCCAGCGACAAGGAAGGAUAUAAAGGUACUGGAGCUGAACAUUGGGACAUGAUGAUUUGCUUCACAUCAAAUGAGGUUGAUGAUGACAGGUGCCUUCAAAAGGGAAUGUUUGAUCAACUUCUACUCCAUCAGAAGGUAAAUAAGAUACCAGGAUUAGAGAAUACACUUUGUAGAAAAGAUGGCUUUUGUCAAAUUAUGAAGACUGCCCAAAGCCUACCAGUUCUUCAAUCCUUGGUUGUUUCACCUUUGUGCUUUGACCACUAUGUGGAUUUGGAAGCGACCAGUGACAAGAUAAAGGCUGGAAAUUCAAUUUCUCACAAUGGAAAUACCCCUUUUCUGAAGCUUCAAAAACCGAACAAUGGCAUUGGCAUGAAACAAUAUGAUGCUUUUUCGGAAAAUGCUCUAUGGGGAGAGCAACGAAGUGUUCCAAUAGAAGGCCUUUCAGCAAUUCUCAAAGUAUAUGUUUUGGUGACUUCACUGUCUCCGCUACGGGCAUUCAUUCAUUCAACUGGACUUGUCCAAGGUGAACCCAAUAAGAAGUUCUUUGUUACCAAGCUUCUGGAAUAUUUUGAAAAAUACUUUGGUACAACUGCUUCCGCACAGGCCUUUGAGAACAUGAAGGAGCUAAUUACACAACUUUUAUUAAUAGCAGAAGUGAAUAUUGAAUCCUCCACUGGUAGUCAAGGAACAUCAGAAAGAUGUUGUUCAUGUUUUCAGCUAUUGGCCUUUGAUCUUAGCUUUGGUACAUCUGUCUAUCCAAUGAUUGUUGAGGUACACCAACAACCUGUCUUUGAAGCAGAUGAUAACAUAGCUUUUGCAGACCGCAUUACCAAAGACUUCCUACUGGAAGAUACUUUCAAGCUACUGUUAUCUGGCACAUCUGUAGUAAGUGAAAUACAUGAAGCUUUAGAAAAUAUACAUCAAUCUGCCAGAUCGAAGAAUAACAGCUGGUUCCAAAAGCGUGAACUUUGUCUGAGUGCAAGAGAUGUAACUGUCAUUAGUCAUUUUCAAAUGGAAUUCAAGAGUCAAGGGAAGUUUCAACUGCUUUAUCCAUCCACUAACCCAGACUAUCAAAGGACAUUAUAUGCAUUAUAUCACAAUUUUGAUCACACAUCCAGAACAAGAUCUAUUCUAGGGAUGCAUCAGCUUCUUUCAGAGCUACGAGACCAGUUCCAAGCUCUUCACCUGAAGAGCAAUUUGAAUUAUUUUAAAUGGGAACAAUUUCAGACUGUACCUCAUACAUUUGUAAAGAUUGACAAUAAUAAGAUGGGUCAGAACAAACCAAAGAAUUGCAGCACAGCCAAACAUACUCUGACGUACAUUUCUCGGGUCCUUACUAGUCCGCAGUUGAAACUGAAUCCCAUCUUUACACCAAAGGUCAAAGUGUACUAUUCUGAAGUCCCUUUUGAUGUGGUGAUAAUAAAGAUCAGAGCAGAAGCAGCCAACUGCCACUGUCAGGUGCAUCUAGAUGAGAGAAAGGGAUUCAGUAUCGCCAAUUAUCCUCUUGGCCUUGGAAACAACAGAAUCCAUAUUCUGGUAUCAGACGAGUCUCGUGCCAAACCUGCUAUUGUAGCAACAUACACCAUCAAUGUUUACCGCCACAGCCGCCCCAGUCUGCCUGUACUUGAUGGAAGUAUUAUGUGCAGUUUUUUGCAGGACUGUGGGUUGAUAAUCCAGCCUGACAGACCUUGUGGCCUACAGCCAGUGUCAAACGGUUACCUCUCAGCAGUUGUUCAGAGGCAGAUUCAAACCUGCAAAACAGGGGAUGCCAAAGGGCGAUGGUUUGUCCCUUGUUUGAGCUGCUCAGACAACCGGACCUGUGACUGGCAGAAGGCAAGGUGGCAGCCAGACAACUGUCGUCACCUUUCACCAACGAAAAUACAGCUUCAGCAGUGUAUGAGUGGAAGGAAGGUUCUUUUUAUUGGAGAUUCAACCAAUAGGGGAAUGAUGUACUACCUUAUGGAAGAAAUGAAUGAAACUCUUCAGGAGUGGGACAAAGCUCACGACAGUAAAUUCUAUUACAAUUUAAAUCGAGGAAAGACAUUCACUAGUUAUGUGUAUUAUCCUCAGUUCUGGCUGAGUUUAGAUCAGAGACCAACAUUCGAAAAAGCUUUGGAGCAACUCAUACAAAGGUCGCAUCCCUUAGAAAACAACGAUCAGACCGUCCUGGUUGUAGGUGGUGUGCAAUGGUUAAAUACACGUCACCUGCACAUCAUACAAAAGGUUUUACAAAGACAGAAUCUUUUGAAUAUUCUAGUAAUCAUAAAAUCUAUAGGAAUGGGAUUUCACCUGCCAGUGGAUGGAAUCAGAUCUUUGUCUUUGAAAGAAGUACAAAAUUUGUGGAAAGAAAAUACUGAAAUACUCUCUGAGGCAAAGGACUAUGGCUUUGAUGUUGUUGAUACAUUUAGUAUGACUAUGGGACGUUAUAAAGAAUUUCUUCAGGGAAAGUGUGCAUGUCAUUUUCAUGAGGUAGUCAGAUCUGAAUACUCCAAAUCAACAAUUCAUAAAAAAAUGCAACAUUUAGCGCACUUCCUUACUGAAAAGGACAAAUCAAGCCAGAACAAGCAUUCAGCACUACAAGAUGUUUUGUCUGCCUUUAAAUCACACUAUCAUGUCAAAGGUCCAAUAAACCAGGCUUAUUCAGAAAUUCUUCUCAGCAGAGUCUGUGUUAACAGAUUGAAUAUUCUGAGUACUCAGCAAUAAAAAAUAGACACUUUUUACAGUUUUAAGAUUUGCUGCUUCCCUGGAGAUCAGUGCAAAAUACCACAUGGUAUGUAUUCCAUUUCUUUCUGAUUGGCUACAAAUCCUACCACCACCAAAGACAUGUGACAUUUUUAAAAUCUUUAUGAAAUCAAUAUGUGCCUCUGCAAAUGUGAGGCUUCAGAAUGGCAGAUGGAAAACCAGAAAAUUGAUGUGACUCGCUGUCUGGCCAGAUGAAUUGCAUAAACAGCUGUGGGCGAAACAAAGUAUUUUACACAAGAUUAAGUACAUGAGAGACUUGAAGUCCUUAAGUAAGCCACUUAAUCCUUUCUGUGCAAUAUUCAAUCACUAUGUGCACUAAUUUUUUUCUGGAUUUCUGAAUAGCUUUUAUUUUUAUAUGUAUUGUUCACUAAGAAUCACAUUCCCCAGAUAUUGCUGGUGAUAUCAAAUUAUAUAUACCUCACAGUGCCUGUGUUUAUACUGCCAUUUUUUGGCAGGCAAGAAAAUAGUUUAGAAUGCUGUCCGAAUUCUCAAAUGUCUUAGACGUAUUUUACGUACGGAGGAUGUUCAA
Messenger RNA from Pristis pectinata (smalltooth sawfish), 4139 nucleotides. RefSeq names its product cadherin-like and PC-esterase domain containing 1 (gene cped1). The transcript has 22 exons. Gene Ontology annotation, biological process: protein modification process. Bases 461 to 3571 code for a protein of 1036 amino acids. The record is from RefSeq and is a predicted model, not a curated record. Lineage: Eukaryota; Metazoa; Chordata; Chondrichthyes; Rhinopristiformes; Pristidae.